AUGCGUCUCCCCUACGUCGCCGAUCCUCCUCCAGUUCAAACCACCGAAGAUGCCGCCAUCGUGCAGCGCAUCCGUGAGCGCCGCGCUCCACGGCCUCUCCAAGCACUGGACCUGACGCUCCUCCAUUCACCCCCCGUAGCAGACGGCUGGAACUCAUUCCUCGGCGCCGUCCGCACCAAGACUUCUCUCGCCGACGACGUGCGAGAGCUAGCCAUCUCACGCGUUGCCGUGUGCAACAAGGCGUGGUAUGAAUGGGGGCAUCAUGCGCCACUGGCCAUCCAGGGCGGCGUGAGCGUGAAUGCCAUGGAGGCUGUGAAGAGCGAUGUCUUGGGAGAGAGGCCAGAGGGGCUGUUGAGCGAGAAGCAGUGGGCUGUGCUGGUGUAUACGGAUGAGAUGACGAGAAACGUGCAGGUCAAGGAUGAGACGUUUGCGGCGUUGAAGAGUCAUUUCAGUGAUCAGGAGGUUGUGGAGAUUACGGCAACGGUCGCUGCAUACAACUGCGUGAGUAGGUUUUUGGUGGCUUUGAAUGUGGGUGAAAAGAAUGGCACUGUCCCCGGGCCUGUUUCUGAAUUGGCUCCUCAUUGA
Messenger RNA from Trichoderma gamsii, 585 nucleotides. RefSeq lists its product as hypothetical. The transcript has 3 exons. Bases 1 to 585 code for a protein of 194 amino acids. Gene Ontology annotation, molecular function: peroxiredoxin activity. The record is from RefSeq and is a predicted model, not a curated record. NCBI's taxonomy places the organism in Eukaryota, Fungi, Ascomycota, Sordariomycetes, Hypocreales, Hypocreaceae.